AUGAUAAAACUGCUUCUUGCUCUAAGGCUAGAAUACUUACGGAUAAUAUCAUAUAACUAAAUAAUAAUAGAUUUCAGUUAAAAGAAGAACAAAAUAAUUGUUGACGUCAAAAUUUAUAGAUUUCAAAACAAUCCUAAGCUCCUUUAUUAUAUGUUUAAUAAGAACUUUGUUCUUAUUUAUUCAAUAAUAAAAAAUAGUUCUGAUAUGUAUCUUCAAGCUUCCUAAUAUCAAAUAGUAUCCAUGAUUGGAUAAGGCUCAGCACAUGAAGUGUUUAAAGCAAGGCAUAAUCUCACUUAAAAAGUAUUUGCACUUAAAAUUGAAAAAUUUUCAUAAUAAGGUCAAAUAGAAGGCGAGAUUAAAAUCCUCAAAGAACUAAAUGAUAUAGAAGGAAUCCCUCGUUUGGUGGACCAAGGAAAAACCCCAGAUAAUAGGUAUGAGUUAUUUAAUAAAUUUAGGAGAUUUCUGAUAAUGCCUUAACUAAAUUGUAGCCUAAGAGAUUUAGCGAAAACUUCACAAUUGUCUUUGCCUUGCAUAUUGGCUAUCGGAUUAAGUGUUAUUAAAACAUUAGAAUAAAUUCAUCGAAAAAAAAUCUUACAUCUAGAUAUUAAACCAGAUAAUAUCAUGAUAUAAUAACAAGUGUUAAAAGAUUUAAAGGGAUAAAUUCUAACGCCUGGAUUUAUCCAACUAAUCGAUUUUGGUUUGUCUUAAUUUAUAGGAAAUUCAAAAUUCCUACAAAAUGUAUUUGUUGGAUCCUUAAACUUUGCUAGCAGAGCAUCACAUAGAGGAGAAUAAUUAGGCUAUAAAGAUGAUAUGGAGAGCUUAUUUUAUGUAUUAGUCUAUUUGAGAAAUGGUAUUCAUUCUUAAUAGCUCUAGGCAAAUUACCAUGGUCUGAAAAAUCUUCCAUGAAAUCUAAGGAUUUGGAUAUCCUCUAAAUUGGGCGCAUAAAAACCUCCCUAUUUAACACGAUGACAUUAUCAAAGAAAUUUCCAAUAGAAUUUUCGAAAUUGAUGUCCCACAUUGAUGAACUAAAAUAUGAUGAAAUACCAGAUUAUCAGUCCAUUAAGGGGUUAUUUAUUAAUAUGUUAUAAACUACCUCUUUAUCUUCAAAGAUGGACUAAUUCUUGACUUAAUCACCUAAUUAAUCAUUCAAUCAACAAGGAAAUUCGAAUAUAAUUCAAAUUCCAGUUGAUAAGCUUAAUUUCAAUAACAAUUCAAUUGAAACUUAGAUUAAAGAAGAUCUAACAGAUGUUGAAGUCAAUAAAGUCUAGCAUCUAUCUGAUUUAAUUGGUAAAUAUGCUACUGUUUAAAUAAAAUCAAUUCUAGACAUAAAAUAUUGA
Messenger RNA from Paramecium octaurelia, 1337 nucleotides. Lineage: Eukaryota; Ciliophora; Oligohymenophorea; Peniculida; Parameciidae. The record is from the annotation of a GenBank genome assembly.